AUGGGAAUGGGAAAUAACGGUAUGGGAAUGGGAAAUAACGGUAUGAAAAUGGGAAACAACAAUAUGGGAAUGGGAAACAACAAUAUGGGAAUGGGAAACAACAAUAUGGGAAUGGGAAACAACAAUAUGGGGAUGGGAAACAACAAAAUGGGGAUGGGAAACAACAAUAUGGGGAUGGGAAACAAUAUGGGAAUGGGAACCAACAAUAUGGGAAUGGGAACCAACAAUAUGGGGCAAUGGGGACCAACAAUAUGGGGAUGGAAAACAACAGUAUGGGGAUGGGAAACAACAAUAUGGGGAUGGGAAAUAACGGUAUGGCAAUGGGAAACAACAAUAUGGGGAUGGGAAAUAACGGGUGUAGUCCAUAUUAAAACGGAAAACAAUAGCAUUAAUUCUAACUCACAUCAUGAGAAUUCUCAACAAAGUCAUCAUGGAAAUUCUCACCAAAGUAAUCAUGAAACUUCGCACCAAAAUAAUCAUGAAGAUUCUUACCCAAGUCAUCAUGGAAGUUCACAUCAUGAUAAUCAGGACCGAGUUAAUGAAAAUUCACAGAAUACGAUAAAUGCUCAAAGUGAGAUAGGUGGAUACAAUGAUCAUAAUCAAAAUAGUGAUUACAGUGCCAAUCAGAAUAGUGGUUACAGUGCCAACCAAAAUCAAGACGGCUACCAACCCGACCAAAAUGGUGGUUAUCAAGGCGGUGAUAAUCAAGGUGGUUAUCAACACAACCAAGAUGGUGGCUAUCAAGGUGGUGAUUGCUAUCAAAACAGCAAUGUUAUAAGUAACUAUAAUCAUGACGGAGGUUAUCAAAAUGGAUAUGAUCAAUAUAACGCUAAUGAUUCGGGAGGUGCGUAUAACAUGAGCUCUUUAAACAACGCUUUGGAUAGUUGUGGUUAUGAUAAUUAUAGUG
Molecule: messenger RNA, 907 nt
Organism: Racocetra persica
Lineage: Eukaryota; Fungi; Glomeromycota; Glomeromycetes; Diversisporales; Gigasporaceae
Source: the annotation of a GenBank genome assembly